Papaver somniferum (opium poppy) is the source of this 3140-nucleotide messenger RNA. RefSeq lists its product as uncharacterized. The record is from RefSeq and is a predicted model, not a curated record. NCBI's taxonomy places the organism in Eukaryota, Viridiplantae, Streptophyta, Magnoliopsida, Ranunculales, Papaveraceae. The coding region runs from base 1 to 1173 and encodes 390 amino acids. The transcript has 4 exons.
AUGUUAGGGUUUGUAACAUGUACGGUUAAGAUAAGAUCUGCAUCAACUAUUGGUAGAUGUUUUAAGUCGAAUGAUUUCGGUUUGAUUGAUAUUAGUUCAAAUGUUGGAUCUUUCGGUCGUCCUAUUGCAAGUGCUGUUGCCGCUGUUGCUGUUGCUGCUGCUCCUAUCAGUGCUGAACUCCAACUCCAUCUCCAUCUCCUUUCUUCACUGCUCAUCUCUUCCUCCGAAUGUUGGGAUUUGACAGGUUUGGGAAAGGUGAGAGGUAGCAUUGGCGCGGGGUCUAUACUGGAAAUAAUCUUCAAUGGAAAAUUGAUGUGGGAUGAAUAUCGAAAUGUAUCUUACUAUGUACCACGAGGUGCUAUUCUUCAACUUCUGGUUUGUGAUAAGCAUCUCCCAGGUACUUAUAUUCUCCCUCUUGCUCCUCUUGAUCCUACUGCUCUUCCUCCUCUUCCUCCUAGCCUUCUGCCUUUUCAAUUUUGUUCUGGACAUCCUUCUACCUGCUCUCCUUAUCCCUUCUUCUAUGGUCUCUCUCCUCUCUUUCGUUCCUUGGAUUUGUUUCCUUCAUCUCCAUGCCUUUCUUCUUCUACUCUUACUUAUGCUGAAGAGGAUCACCACAUUCCCAAUUACCCUCCUUUCAUGCUUCCCAUACCUCCAACUUCACUUCCUCUACCUGUGGAUCAUCAUGUGAACCAACAAAAUCCUCAAGGUACAUUGGAAACUACUGGACCUUCAUCUUCAUCUACUUCAAACAUAUCCUUCAGUAAGAUUCUUUUCGUACUGGCUAAUAUACCAUUGUUAAGGAAACAGAUUACCAUGGUAAUGGAUUCAACUGAAACAGUUCGUCAGUUGAAGAAGAGUAUUAUGGUUGCAUCUCCUGAGCUACCAGAUGUUUUCGCUAUUGUUACCUCAUCAGGUUUUGAACUACUUGACGAAAAUUGUUGUUUGAGCGUGUAUCAAUCAUUUAUGGAUGUUUCUAGAGUCAAUGUGAUAUUUGAUCCUAGUAAAUCAAAGCCGUUUAGUCAAGGAGUUGGCAUUAGUGCUACUAAUAUUCGGAGUCAUGAUACUAAUUCUAUUAACGAUUGCCCAUGCAAAUUGCAAUUCAAAGUUUUCCUGGUGGUGGGAUCAAACACGAUGGUCAUGGAAAUGAAUCCGUUGGCGAAUGUUGGAGAAUAAGGAAAGAAUUACAAAAGUUACAUGAUCUUCUCGAGUGUCAGCUUCCCGCUGUUUAUUUUUUCAUGUACGAGCACAUGCUGAUGAAUGAAGCAUGUUCUUUUGAUUAUUAUAAGGUUCAGCAAGCAAGGUAGUAUGAUAAACAUUGUUACAGUUUAAAUUCGAACACAAAUCCUUUAUCCUUCUACAUCCAUAUGUCAUUUCAUUACUCAUCAAAUGUCUUAGACCUGUUGUGUUACAGUUUUGAAAUCUUCAUUUGAAUGUUGUAAUGAACAUGGAGAAAAUCUAUAAAAAAUAAUUUGAGCAUUAUUUUUGCAUGCAGAUUCUUAUUUGUUGUAUUUCAUUUGUCAUUUAGUUUAGACUUGAGAGUAGAACAGUUAGAUGGUUAAGAUUGACAUGUCAGAUAAAAUGGGAACCUGUCCAAGUAGAAACCAGAAGUCAUUACCUCAGAACAGGCAAACCCUACUGCAGUGCUGAAACCCGUUUUAUUUGUUUCAAGAAACUUUUGAGAUCUUUGCAGGUUGUUAGAGAGAAAUGGAUGCGAUUAUUAAGUUCCCCAGGUCGAAGAGGAAAAGACUGAAAAUUGAAGCAGGGUAUUUUUUUGAUACAAUUAUUGCUAGAGAGAAAAGGAUGCGAAGUGCUGUGAAUUUCCAAUCAUCAAUCAGAAAUGGAUAUUCAGUACAAAGCUUUUGGUUGAUUGUUGCAGUAUAGAAUUCUAUCAAGUUGUAGAAAGAUCUCUGUUUCAACUUGGGGAUGCUGAUUGUUGUCCUCCUCUUCCAGAUGAUGAGAUUCAGAUAUUUUAAGAUCAUCAUUCCAAUAUUAAUGAUGAACGGAGAAACGUUGUGCCUAGUCCUUUGCCUUCUCCUAAUCUAGGUAACCAUCAUCACAAUGAUACACAUCUGGUAAGAUUGUCUUCACUGUCAUCAUCAUCACUGUCAAGCAAUAAUGUGAUUGAUCAAAAGGGAAAGUAUACUGAGGCUUGGAUUAGAAAAGAUUCGCAGCAUCAUUGUUAUUGACCAAAAGGGAAAGAAUACUGAGGUGGUGAUUAGGAAAGAUUCGCACAGCAUUGAUGACCAAAGGGGAAUGAACACUAAUGUUGUGGUUUCAGAUGAAUUGCACAGCGGCGUCGUCGAUCAAAAGUUAAAGUACACACUAAUGCCGUGUUUCAGAAGUGUACAGCAGUGAUAUCGAUCAAAAGGGAAAGAAGAUCAACGCAGUGGUUUCAGAAGAAAACUCCAGCAAUGUAAGCGAAGCAGUGUGAACGGAGAAAAGAAAAGGAAAAUUAAAGGAGUGGAGUUUUACCGGCUCACAGCAAACAACAUGCUGAAUGAAAAUCGUAAAGAAUUGAUUUUCUGUACUGGUAGUACAAGCAUAUUCAACUGCUAAACACAUUAUGCAUGUGGAGUGUUUUUGCCAUCCACAUGAUAGUGAUGAGUUGUUGCUUUGCUUUGAUGGAGCUGCAACAGGGAAUCCUGGAAGCUCCGAUUGCAGGGUGCUAUGAGCUUGGCACCUGGAGUUGAGACCAACUUUUUUGGCGGAAUUUUUUGCUGUUGUGGCUAGUCUGGAGUGGGCCUGUGCAAUAGGGUCUGAGACAAAUUUUGAUUCAUGAGACUCUAGCAGUGGUAUACAAGCUUUCAGUGACAAGAGGUUUCCCUGGUUUGUGAGACAAAGGUGGCUGGCUGCUUGUGCAAAUAAUGAUUUCGACCUUUUAUGAGCAUGCCUGUAGAGAAGUAAAGUUCGCUACUGAUACUAUGCCUUUCCGCAGCUGGCGAAGGGUUACUUAUGAAGGAAGACCUUUUGUUUGUGCAUUCUGUAGGAGUUGUAGGGCUAGAAUUUGCUUAUUAUAGAUUCAAAUAGUUCUCAAAGUUUUUUUGAAACUGACCUCUUUUUCUUGUAACUUUUUGUUUCUAAUUAAAAUUCUGGAUUACCAGUAAAAAUGUACACAAAGGGUCCUGGCCCUCCUGGGAGGA